CUCACCACCUGCCCCCUUCCGUUAUCGAGGUUAAUUGUAACAAAUUCGCCUUGAGCUUUACAAGACCACAGAUUGUUAUAUCCUCUUAAAAUCAGUUAGGCUACCCGCUCAAAACCGCGACAGAAUGCAGGUAUCGCCGAGGCGCUUGUUGAACGCCGUAGCGCACCACGUGGGAAGGCACUAGGACCGGGGAGAGUUCCCUCCCAGCUAGGCAGACUAUGAGCAUCGCAUCCACAUAGCCGGGCUGAGGAAACCCCCAUCGGAUCUGUCAAUAUAGGAUACUUGCGAUUAUUAUAUCUAUACAUGCAGCCUCGUGGCGCAGCAUAGUGGAGUGCGCGCCAGUGCGUUUGGGAUGGUCGGGCACCCUUGGGAGAAUUCCUGACCAAACCUCUUUUGGCGCAAAGCAAGUAGUCGAGUUUAGGUGGGAGUUCAAUGGACUACACGCUUCCAUUUCCCGCCACCCCACCCCCCUCUUCGUUUUAUAUAUGUCAUUUUUUGCCUUUUAUUUUGUAUUUGGCCAUAAUCAUUUUAGCUUUUUUCCACACUGCCCUCUUUUCUACAUCUUAGUCUCGCUCGAGACAAUUCGCGUAUGUUUUUGUGGGAAAGCAUGGCACUUUCUUCAUUCAUUUGAGAAGAGAACAAGAUUCGCAUCUUUCUCUUUGGAUUAAACCGCUGUUUAGACCGCGGCUAUCGCCUGAAAGGGUGAUCUGGUUGAAAUACUUUUCUUCAGUGGCACCCUGAUACUCCAUGGACACGUUAUCUCUCUGGCUGGUCCGUCGCUGUGAUGUCCAAAGAUUUCCCCACUGACUGACAAACGCGAUUGGACCAUUUUGGAAAGCCAUUUGAAGGUCUGGUGGAAGAUGAGGACUCCUAUCCCUCUCCUGAUUCUGCUGUACAUCACCCUGUCCCGCAGCAUGAAGACGGUCUCCAAGAGAGGCUCAGUUGACGGCUGUACGGACUGGUCGGUGGACUACCUGAAGUACCGUGUGUUGAAGGGGGAGCCGGUGAGGCUGAAGUGUGCCCUGUUCUACGGCUACAUCAGGGCCAACUACAGCCAGGCUCAGAGCGUAGGCCUCAGCCUCAUGUGGUACCGCAGCUCUGGCCUGGGCCACGGAGACUUUGAGGAGCCCAUCUCCUUCAACGGCGUGCGCAUGAGCAAGGAGGAGGACGCCAUCUGGUUCAGACCGGCCGACCUGCAGGACGUGGGCCUCUACUCCUGUGUGCUACGGAAUUCAAGCUACUGUAUGAAGGUUUCCAUGUCUCUUUAUGUGGCUGAGAACGACACAGACCUGUGCUACAACUCUGUGAUGAGACACAUGGAGAAGGCGGAACUCAGCAAGAGCAAAGACAUCACCUGUCCAGACAUAGAGGACUACACAGAACCUGGGAAAGACCCCCAUAUCACCUGGUUCAAGGAGUGUCGUCCAAAGCAGUGGCGGGCCUCCAUCCUCCAGAGGAGAGAUACACUGUCCAUCAGAGAGGUCAAGGAAGACGACAUCGGCAACUACACCUGUGAGGUCACCUUCGGUGGCUUCGUUGUGCGCAGGACCACCGAGCUCACUGUCACAGCCCCUCUGACUGACAAGCCACCGAAGAUCCUUUAUCCUUCUGAGAACAAGAUCAGCAACAUGGAGCUACAGCUAGGAAGUGCCCUGAACCUGACGUGCAGAGCGUUCUUCGGCUACAGCGGGUCAGCGGUCAGUCCUCUCGUCUACUGGAUGAAGGGAGAGAAGUUCAUCGAGGACCUGGAUGAGGAGAGAGUCGAAGAGAGUGAAAUCAAGGUGGUCCGGGAGCACCUGGGGGAACAGGAAGUGGCUAUCUCCUUGAUGAUCCACUCGGUGGAAGAGGGGGACCUGGGGAACUACUCCUGCUAUGUGGAGAAUGGAAACGGGAGACGGCAGGCCACCAUCCAACUCUCCAGAAGGGAGCUGAUGUACACGGUAGAGUUGGCAGGGGGUUUGGGCGCCAUUCUGCUGCUGCUGCUCUUCCUCAUCUCUCUGUAUAAGUGUUAUAAGAUUGAGCUAAUGCUCUUCUACAGGAGACACUUCGGCAGCGACGACCUGGAUGGAGAUAAUAAGGACUAUGAUGCAUACCUGUCCUACACUAAAGUAGACCCUGACCAGUGGAGUCAGGAGACCAAGGAGGAGGAGCGCUUUGCCCUGGAGAUCCUCCCUGACGUCUUGGAGAAACACUACGGGUACAAACUCUUCAUCCCAGACAGAGACCUCAUCCCCACAGGAAGUCUGGCCAAUGAGCUUUACCAGGAUGACACAAGACUUCUUAGAGCCUACAUUGAGGAUGUGGCGCGCUGUGUGGACCAAUCCAAGCGCCUCAUCAUCGUCAUGACGCCAAACUACGUGGUGCGGCGGGGGUGGAGCAUCUUUGAGCUGGAGACACGCCUCCGCAACAUGUUGGUCACCGGGGAGAUCAAGGUGAUUCUGAUCGAGUGUGCCGAGCUGCGUGGCAUCAUGAACUAUCAAGAGGUGGAGGCCCUCAAACACACCAUCAAGACCCUCACCGUCAUCAAGUGGCGUGGCCCCAAGAGCAACAAGCUCAGCUCCAAGUUCUGGAAACAACUGCAGUAUGAGAUGCCCUUCUGCCGCACCGAACCCAUGCUGAGCCAUGAGCCGGCGCUGGACGUCAGCGAGCAGGGCCCCUUCGGAGAGCUCCAGACCGUCUCCGCCAUCUCUAUGGCAGCUGCCACCUCCACCGCCAUGGCCACGGCGCACCCGGAACUCCGCUCGUCCUUCCACAACUCCUACCACACCACCAUGCGGCAGAAACACUAUUACCGCAGCUAUGAGUACGACCUGCCGCCGGGGGGCACGCUACCGCCGUUGUCAUCACUAGGCAACCAGCACACCUACUGCAACAUCCCACUGACGAUGCUGAAUGGACAGAGGCCGCCAGCGGGGAAGAGCCGCGAGCACAGUGUGGAGGAGGACCACACUAACCACGCCAUGCUGCCGCUGUUGCCCAGGGAGACCAGCAUCUCCAGCGUCAUCUGGUGACCGGGGCGGGGCAGGGUAGAACCAUACGACACUAGCAGAGAAACGCGGCACGGUUUGGUCUGGUUUGGUCUGGUUUGACUUGGAUCGCUUUGGAUCGGUUUGGUGUCACGAUUCUAUGAGACAGUUAUGAUUGGCUACUUUAGCUAUAUCUGAGAGAUUGUGAUGAGUUUGGUUAGGAGUGGACCCCUGUGAACAGGCAAGACAAAGUUGGGGCAGGUUUGGAACGUGGUCCUCAUGUAUGCAGAGGAGAAGUUCUUAACCCGAGGAUUAAAGAUUCAAACUGACAACAACAAACUGUUUGAUCAAAAGACAUCAGAGAGUUUGAUCAACAUGAACUGUGAAUAAAUAAUAAAAGAACCCACGCAUUGGCACUUGUGCACGCGUGCGCACACAUGCACACACACACACACUAAAGGAAAACAGGGUCUUGUACAUAUAUUUUCAAUUUAUUUGUAGCAUAAGUGUCUUUCUGUUUGUUUUUCUGUUGUUUUUAUUCAAUCUUGUUUGUUGCCUUCUCUACUUUGACUCUGCUUUAACUUGUCACACAGAUUUAUAUAUUUCUAUUUUUUCUGUUUUUUAUUUAUUUUUAUUUUUAAUUUCAAUAUGCUUAUGAAGAAAGCCAGUAUGUCAUGUAUCUGCGCUGUUGUGUUUUCUAUCUUGACUUUAUGUAGUUUAAGAGAUCCUUUUUUUUAAAACACUUUUGGGGAAUUGCCUGGACAUUGCAACGUUUUACUCCGAGAGCAUCUUCUUUUUGUUGACCUGUAUAAGGUGUAUAUCUAGUUUUUAAAACAAUCUUUAAAAAAAAUCAUAGAAUAUGCAAAAAGAGGGAAGAGCUACUGGUGAUGUUGAUGUAACUUCCUGUGGACCAGAGGAAGGGGAGGAUUUAGGGAGGGGUCCUAGUCCUCUCCAGUCAGUCUGUCUGUCAGUCAGAGCUCUCUCUAAAGAUUCAUAUUUUGUAUAAAAACAAACAGCCUCGCUGUUUUAGCGUGAUAGUGAAAUCCCUCACCUUAAAAAGAAAUGUGUUGAUUAUUUUAAAAAUAAGUCUAUUUUUAUAACAAAAAGAGUUUGCUUGGAAAGUCAUACUUAUUUACAUUUCAUCUGACAUGAAGGGGGAGGUGAGUGUGUGUGUGUUAGGCUGGUUUUGUACACCACUUUGAUAUGUGGUUCCUGGUUUGUUAAAGGCCCAGUGCAGUCAAAAAUGUGAUUUACCUGUGUUUUAUAUGUUUCUACACUAUGAGGUUGGAAUAAUACUGUGAAGUUAUGAAAAUUAUAAGGCCCUUUUAGUGUAGGAGCUGUUUGAAAAGCUGUUUGUUCAGCCUGUUUUGAAGGGAGGGAGUUUUGGGCUUUCAUGGUAACACCAUGCAGUAAAUUAGACCAAUAAGAAAUAGAGUUCCAAACCUCUCUGCCAAUAACAGCACAUUUUCUGUUUUCCCCUUCCCACUCAAACCACGCCCAGACAGUCUUAUCAAAAUUCUUGCUUGAGAAAUUGAUAUUUAGACAGUCACAGAAAGGUACUUGUUACCCAGAAAUUAUUUGAUAUUGAGAUUUAAAAAAAACAGCUGCAUUGGACCUUUAAGACAACAGUAUGGAUUUUGAGUACCUCAUAUAAACAUUUUUAGAUAAAAAAAAAAUGCAUUUUCUAUGUUUUGGUUGAGUUCUUGAAAUAUUUUCCAAUACUGAGAAGUCCUUGUUUUUAAUCCAUGCUUAUCCAUGUUUAAGGAAAGAAAAAGUGUGUUUGUGCUUUAAAAUACUUUUUUUAUUAUAUUGGAAGGCGUAGUUUCUGAGUAUGCAUAGCAAAUAGAUACAUAUUCUAUAUAUGAUACAGAUAUUUAUAUAAAUAUAUAAACACGAUAUUCACUUGGAAGGAAAUGUCUGUCUUUAUAAAAACACAAUUCAUUCUUAUCAGUUGCCCUUACUUUCUCACUGCAUAUUAAAAAUGUUUAUCUCCUCUCGA
Molecule: messenger RNA, 4965 nt
Organism: Salmo salar (Atlantic salmon)
Lineage: Eukaryota; Metazoa; Chordata; Actinopteri; Salmoniformes; Salmonidae
Source: RefSeq, a predicted model, not a curated record